This is a messenger RNA of Cyclopterus lumpus (lumpfish), 1888 nucleotides long. RefSeq names its product potassium channel tetramerisation domain containing 12.1 (gene kctd12.1). NCBI's taxonomy places the organism in Eukaryota, Metazoa, Chordata, Actinopteri, Perciformes, Cyclopteridae. The coding region runs from base 609 to 1475 and encodes 288 amino acids. Gene Ontology annotation, biological process: protein homooligomerization; regulation of G protein-coupled receptor signaling pathway. The transcript has a single exon. The record is from RefSeq and is a predicted model, not a curated record. Gene Ontology annotation, cellular component: presynaptic membrane; postsynaptic membrane. Gene Ontology annotation, molecular function: protein binding.
CGAACCAUUUCUUGAUGUCAGCGCUGGAAUAACUCCGGGCAUCUGCACGGUUUCUGGAUGGAGUGUUCACAUGGGAUUUGUAAAGAAUGAAGAAAAACAAAUCUCAUCGUGAUUUGUGGCUUUAAUUAAAUAAUCAUCAGGAGGUGGACUGCAUUUAUAUUUAUGCCAAACAAGGAAGGAAAAAAACAAAACAAAAGGCACAUAAUCAGAUAAUCAGAUGUGGCGCUUCCUUCAAGAGAUGCUGGAGGAGACUAGGCUGGAUUAGCUCUCUCUCUCUCUCUCUCUGUCUGUCUCUCUCUCUCUCUUUCUGUCUCUUUUUCUGUCUCUCUCUCUCCUCUUUCUCUCUUGUCACAAACACACGCGCGCGCGCACACACACAUAAAGAGGGAGAAAGGGAGCUUCAUGCGCUCUGACGUGCACGCGGCACCGCUUGCUUCUAUAUUUCUUUUGGACAUGUUAUAAAUAAAUGCUAAUUUUACAGUCGAGCCCCGCAUCGCGCACGCGCACCCACGCACGUGGUAAACCCAAGGCUUCAUAAACAAGCCGCUGCCACCUGGCUGCACAGUGUUUCCACUGGCCCCCCACAUCAGUGCAGCGGCUCAGAGAAGAUGGCACUGGCCGACACGGAGCGCGCAGUGCCCGGCUGCGGAGACUCCGGCUCCCCGUUCUCGGAGAUUAUCGAGCUGAACGUCGGCGGACAGGUGUACGUCACCAGGCACACGACUCUCAUCGCCGUCCCGGACUCGCUGCUGUGGAACAUGUUCAACAAGAAGUCCCCCAAGGAGUUGGCGAGGGACAGCAAAGGGCGCUUCUUCUUGGACAGGGACGGCUUCUUGUUCCGCUACAUCCUAGAUUAUCUCCGCGACCUGAAUUUGGUCCUGCCGGACUACUUCCCGGAGAAAAGUCGUCUGCAGAGGGAGGCCGACUUCUUCCAGCUGCGGGAACUCGCCAAGCAACUCAUCCCGCGCGUGAGCAAGGACAACUCGAUCAGCGAGGAGAUCGGCCACAGCGACACGGAGGACGGCGCGCAGCAGGGCGGCCCCUCCGGCGGCGCGGAGACUUUGCGCGUCGUGUCGGUCGGCGGGGCCACGCGCACCCCGUCGCUGGACUCCAGGAAGUCGGGCUACAUCACGAUAGGAUACCGCGGCUCGUACACCAUCGGCAGGGACAUCCAGACCGACGCCAAGUUCCGGAGAGUGGCGCGCAUCACGGUGUGCGGGAAGACGGCCCUGGCCAAAGAGGUGUUCGGGGACACCCUGAACGAGAGCAGGGACCCGGACCGGCCCCCGGAGAGAUACACGUCCCGGUACUAUCUCAAGUAUAAUUUUUUAGAGCAGGCGUUUGACAAGCUGACAGAGGUGGGCUUCCACAUGGUGGCCUGCAGCUCCACGGGCACGUGCGCCUACACCAGCAAUGACCCGAACGAGGACAAAAUCUGGACGAGCUACACUGAAUAUGUCUUCUGUCGGGAUUAACCAGCAGGUCGAGGUUGAUGUAAAUAGACAUUUCAUAAUCUAGAGGGGAAUGUCUUUUUAAUAUAGUCUUGCGUCUGCUGUGUUGAAUUUCGAGUGACUGCAACAUAUUGUUCCAUUAUUCUAAGAAUGGCAGUAUUGCCAACUCAGUGUUUAAAAAAAAAAAAAGAAAUCAUUUUAAAUCCAAGAAACACGUUUCCCUGCAGUGUGGAAAACACCCCAACAGAGAUGCCACCAUCUCUCCACGUCAUAGAACUGCAUAUGAAUGUCUCAGCCCAUUCUGACUGCUGUGUGAGUUGAGCAGCAUUCAAGAAGCUCCAUUAGUAUUCAGUGUCAUUGUAACUUCUUCACUUGAUCACAUGUUUUUGGCCAAGUCUUGUACCAUCCAAUAGGCUCUAAUGCAUCCCAGUUCUAUU